AUGUUUUUAGGAUAAUUCAAUUAAACAUUAAAUGAUUCAUCUAAACAAAGUAUGGCAUAAUCAUAAAGACUGCAACCAUUAGAAACAAGUCGUAAUUCAAAUACUCCACCACUUGAUUUCAAUAGAUUAUCUCCAGAAUAACAAUUUUUGAUAAAAACUUGGUCUCAAAAAUAACAAGAAGAGCUGUUAGGAUUGUCAGUCAAUACUUUACCCAUACAUCAAUCACAAUCUUUCUUUACUACUGUUUAGUAACCUUAAUAAAAUCAAUUUCUGCUCUAAUAAUAAUAACUCAUUGACAAUUACAAUUAAUAAUUUUAAACAAUUGUACCUGAAUAACAACAAUAAUAGGAUUAAUAAUUAGAUUAGUAAGCAUAAUUACUUUAAUAAUAAUAAUUAGAAUAAUAACAAUUAUUGUUCCAAUAAUAAUAAUAGUAUUUACAAUAACAAUAGCAAUUAAAAACAUAAUAUGACUCAAAUUAUUUGAAAAUGAAAUAUGAUGAAUCAUGCAAUUAAAUAUUGAAAACUAUGCCUUCUCAUUAAUCUUUAAAUGAACCACAAAUGCCUUUACUUUAUAAAUAUUUUGAUGUUGAUUCUGAAUUGUAAAAUGAUCAUCUUAAUCUUUAACAUUAUCUUUUAACUCAUAAAUUGAAUCCAUCAUAUAAAUUAAGUUUACGUGUAUUUAUUUUUGAUAAAUAUACAAUAUAUGAAUAAUAGGAAAAAUAAUUGUAAUUGUAAAAACAAUAAUUAACUCAUGCUAAUUUAAUAAAUAUUCAUUUAAUUCAUACUAAAAAAUAUGUUUGUAUGUGUUUUGCAACAUUUAGAGUAUGUGUAUUAUUAGAUUAUAUUCAUUCCGAUUGUGAAAGCACAAUAAAACAUAAACAUUAUUAAGAACAUGAAAUUUGGUUGAUUUUAUAAAAUAUGGUUGAAGCAUUAUAUUCAUUACAUUUAAAAGGCAUAGUUCAUGGCAAUGUAACUUUAGAUCAUAUUGUAUUAACUCAUUUGAUAGAUAAUUCAUAGUUAUAUAAACUUAUAUAUAGAAAUUAAGAAACUAAUGUACUUUAAAAGAAAUUUUAAAAUUAACAAAAUAAAAUAUUAUUAAGUAAUGAAUUAUACAAUUCAUUUUUAAUGAAUGAUUAAUCUGCAAUGCCAUCAUGGAAAUCUGAUGUUUUCUAAUUAGGAUUAUGUAUUUUAUAGUUAUGCUUAGGACCUCAUAAAUAUGAAAAUGUUUAUGAGAUAUAUUAAAAUGUGUUUGAUGAAUAUAGAUUAAAUUAAUUAAUCAAAGAAGUUGAUACUAAUUAUUCUUAUAAAUUAGUUUAAUAUUUACAAUUCAUGUUAACUUCUAAUUAAGAAAUUAGACCAGAUUGGAUAAGGUUGGAAGCUAAAAUUAGUGAAUUACAACCUAUAUAGCCUAUUAAUAUAAUUUACAAUUUUGAAGUUUAAUAAAGAAUAGAGACUAAAAUUACAAAAUCAAGAGCAAAUUCAAAGAAUGUGAGUUAUUCUCAUGUAAACUCAUUUAGAAUAUCUCCUAUUGGAGAACCAUAGUCUAAACCAUAAAUGGAAGACAUUAAAGAAAUUACUACAAAGAAUAAUUUAAUAGUAGAAAAUAGGAACAAAAGAAAAAUGAAUUGUAAUGAUGGUGGUACUUAUUAUGGUGAAGUUUUGAAUGGAUUAAGAGAUGGUUUAGGAUAAUAUGUAUCAAAUGAAUUCUCUUAUGAUGGUUGUUGGAAAAAUGAUAAAUAUAAUGGAAAAGGCACAUUGUAUUAAAAUGGUAAACUCAUAUAUGAAGGUUCUUUCAAAUAUGGAGAAUAUGAUGGUUAUGGUAAGGCAACUAAUCCAAAUCCAAAGUAUUUCAAUAGUUUAUUUGAUUACAAAGAUUUUACAAAAUUAGGUUAAUAGUGGAUUCAUUAUAUGGGUGAUUUUAAAGAAGGGGAAUUUAAUGGAUUUGGUUAAUUAGAAUUAAGUAAUGGAGAAAAGGUUACUUGUGUAUUUAUGAAUGGAUUGCCUAAUGGAGUUGGAGUUUUUGAGACUUUAGAUAAAAGAAGAUUAAAUGCUCAAUGGGAUAUGGGAUUACUGAUUAGAAGAAUCUGA
Molecule: messenger RNA, 2088 nt
Organism: Paramecium pentaurelia
Lineage: Eukaryota; Ciliophora; Oligohymenophorea; Peniculida; Parameciidae
Source: the annotation of a GenBank genome assembly